CAGGCCUAGUUGUUAUAAUAUCAGAACUUCUGAAUCAUGUUCACAACAGAAGCCUGUCUAUAAUUCCCGACCACAGCGUUAUCUGGCUGUUGGUGGGAGUGGCACUAAUACAUUUAUUUUUCUUCCUGGAGAAAUCCAAAUCCAGCGGAAACAUUAUAAAUAGAUCCGAGGCAGACAGUUUAUGCGAGAAAACCCUCCAUCUUGCCAGAGUGGAGGCUGUUCUGGAGAGAGCAAAUGGAAUGAAUUCUUCCGAGAAGUUUGUGCAAGACUGGUCAGAACUUACUGGAAACAUUACAACCAGCAGACACCACAUAUUGAGAGCAAAUGUGUGCAAUCUCUCUCCUGAAUGAUAUGCAAUACUGCAGUAUACUGGCUCUUAAUUCCUUAUCUGUUUUUGUACCUGGAAGUGGCAUUUCUUUCUGUCACGCUUUAAUAAGAGCUAUCCAUUCUCUUCUGCUUAUCUCAAACUUGGGGUAAUAGGUAACGGAAGGAUAUAUAGUACCUGCACAGUGACACUAACCAGCUCAUUAUGGGGGACAGAAACCUGUUGCCAGAGCAGAAGGGAUACAUAGUCCCUCCAGUGUAUCCUACGUUGUACCCACAAAACUUCUAAAGAAAAAUGCACAGGAGGCAUCCUGAUCUGAUGGCUAAACCACCUCAGCUAACUCCUGUUGAGGCUUAGAAGCUCCUGCUUCCAUCAGAGGAUUGAGAUUUUAUCCUAUCUUAAACAGAGCCAAGCCCAUGUCCACCACUGGUAUCUGAGAUCUCGUUCUUUUUGUCCAUCUCAUUAACCUUGGUCAGGGUUGGCAAGGUAAACAGGCUGGUAAAUUGAGACCUUUGAUCUCAAUGUGCUUUUACUGUCUCUUUUGGCAGCCGCUACGGAGCAAAGCACAUCUUUGAAUCCAUGACAAAUUUUCCCCUAUGGGACGACAAAGUAUAUGAUCUUCUAUUCAAUGCCUGCAGUGCGGCAGAUGAACACCAGUCCAUUGGUCCAUCUUCCGCUCCAUUCUGCCAUCACCCAUGAACAACAUUUUCCCGUAAGGCAAAGAUGACAUGGAGGGAACAAUCAACAUUUUUCCAGCAGUUAACCAUGACUUCAGACAUCUGCAAAAACUCAAAGAUAAGAGCCUGAGUUUCCCUGACCAGAAACCAUGAAUACACCUUGAGAUAACGUCUACACCCAAAACAAAUCUGCUAUAAGGGGCAGCUUCUGUUCGAUCAUACUGGACCCUUCGGUUCUUCAUCAGUCAUAGCAACAGCUUCCUUUACUGCUGGUAAGUUCAGAAAUCACUUUUGUUUUUAUUUAGCCUGUCACAUAAAAUCCCCCUCAAAAAAUGCUUAGAAGUUUGAGAUUGUACCACCAUUACAAAACAUGAGAUAUUCAAGAGGUGCCAAUACUUGCCAGGCGCAGUUUUAGUAUCCAAGUCUGGCCAUGUCAGUAAAGCCCGUUGACCUAAGAGGGAACAAAUUGAAUUCAUUUACAUACUGGACACGAUGAGGGAAAGGGGGGGUGGGAGGGGAGGCACAAUAGGAGAGAGAACAAGACACAUCAGAGAGAAUGAGGGCCAGCCAAUACAAUGCAAGGGAAAGACACCCUGGGUAAAGAGAGAGAGAGAGACAGAGAGAGAGAUAGAGAGAGAGAAAGACUCAGAGAGAGAGAGAGAAAGGAGAUCCCCGCUGAGAGGAAGAGAGGCUGCAUGUGGAAAGCUGAGAGCAGAGCAAAAGCGGAGACGCAUUCAGCUCUUGGCCACCACGGAAGACGACAACAACUUGCCGACUGACAACACUCUUCUGGAGAAUCGAGAGCUCUUCAGUCAGCCGCGUGGUUCUCUACCUUCUUCCUCCACUUCUUUGAAAUUGUUUUAGGAAAGUGACGAGACAUGGGAAUGUGCCACGUGGGAAACAUGAAGGUUCGCACAGGAACGUUCAGGUUGUUGGCGGACGUGGAUGGAGAGUGAGAGUGACUGACAUUUUCCACUGAGGUACGGAUCUGGAAAUGAGUAGGAAAAACAUGGAAUACUUCAGAUUCCUUGGAGGGCUGACCUUCAUUUUGGUUAAAAAGAAGCAGUGAAAUGUUUUGUUCUUCUUAAGGGAGAGGGGAAAGUUAGUGACACAUGGACAAAACCAUGUUGAAUGUAAUCAUGAUCACCGUCCAUCCCCGUCAGCUGCUCAUGCCAUCUCACAGGUGUGGGGACAAGUUGGGGUGAGGAAGCUUUUUAGGAAAUUCCACCCAGCUUUUUACGAUAAAGUUUUUUUCUCCAAAGUGCAGAUUUUGUCCUCAGGAAGCAACAUAUUUGCCGGAAAAAUUGUCAAGACAGAAAAUUCCAAUUUUUAAGAACACAGAGCUAAUAUUUUUAACAUGAGCGCUGCUUUGACAAGCUCAGACUUCAAGGAUGUGAAACCUGCGACUUCCAUUCAAAAACCUUCCAUGAGGUUCUUCUUUUUCUUCUCUCUUUUUCAUGAAGACACUAGUCCCAGGUUUGGAUUUGGUUAUUUUCAGUAACUGAAGCACUUCUGUCUCGUUUGUUUUUUGCUCAUUUUUCCAGACCCUUGAGACACACAGUGACGGUAUCACCCAAGCAAUUUAAUUUUUACGCACGCCCUAUUGUCCUUUAAGAUCAAACAGCUGCUCUUUUCUGUCGCUCUCAAUUCAGCUGUCUGCUAUUUUUAUUUCCCUCUGUGGAGGAUCAUCUGUUGAUCCUGACAGACAUUUCAAGGCUUCAGUUCCCUUGGAGGUGCUGGAAUACCCAAGACACGUGUUGCAUUGAAGGGUACCUCAUAAAUCAAGAGACACUUGGCGAUGCUUUACAGUAUUUUACAAGAAAAUGCUUCUUAAAGUUUGAAUUCCCUUACUCCAGUCUGGGCUGUUCAUCUUUAGAGGCACUGGGGUGAGACUAUGAACCUGCCUGGUGGCAAUAUGUCCGAGUUGAUCUCUAACACCAUCAGGACCUUCAGUGCUCUGGAGUCUAACCCUUGGCCUUCGCCUUUGCCCGAUAACUUGACGCACUUCAGGUGUCAGGGGAGCAACCUCGCCCGCAAUGGCAUCGAGACGCAAGUGGCAAACUGGUCCCAGCACGGUGGCGUGGUGGACUUCGGAUCUCGCUGCCUUCACGCCGAGUCGCGGGUGGAGAAGAACUGGCCGGCGCUUCUGAUUUUGGUCGCCAUUGCCGUCACGGUCAUGGGCAACAUCCUGGUGAUCCUGGCGGUUUCCCUGGAGAAAAAGCUGCAGAACGCCACUAACUACUUCUUGAUGUCACUGGCUGUGGCUGAUAUGCUCCUCGGCAUCUUGGUGAUGCCGGUCUCCAUGGUGACCAUUCUCUACGAUUACAAGUGGCCCCUUCCCUCCGAACUCUGUCCGAUCUGGAUCUACCUGGACGUCCUGUUCUCCACGGCGUCCAUCAUGCAUCUCUGCGCCAUUUCGCUGGACCGCUACAUCGCCAUAAGGAACCCCAUCCACCACAGCCGCUUCAACUCCCACACCAAGGCACGCAUCAAGAUCAUGGCGGUCUGGACCAUUUCAGUGGGCAUCUCAAUGCCGAUUCCCGUGCUGGGACUCAGAGACCACUCCAAAGUGUUUAAAAAUGGAAACUGCCUGCUGACAGACGACAAGUUUGUUCUGGUGGGUUCCUUCAUCGCCUUCUUCGUUCCGCUAACCAUCAUGAUUGUCACCUACUUCCUGACCAUCCAUGCCCUGCAGAACGAGGCCACGCUCUGCUUGGACCAGCUCGUCCCGCGGCCCAAAUGGAGCACCACGUUCACGCUGAGCUUCUUCCCUCAGAGCUCCCUGUCCUCCGAGAAACUCUUCAGGCGCUCCAUUAGCCGAGAGGCCGGUGGGAGAGGAAGCGCCGGUGGUCUCGGCGGCACCCGGGAGAGCAUCUCCGGGUCGGUGUUCGGUCGACGCACCAUACAGUCCAUCAGCAACGAGCAGAAGGCGUCCAAGGUGCUGGGAGUUGUGUUUUUCCUCUUCGUGGUCAUGUGGUGCCCGUUCUUCAUCACCAACGUGCUGAUGGUCGUGUGCCACCAGAACAUUUGCCACCCGGAGGUCAUGGAGGGUCUGCUGAACAUCUUUGUCUGGGUCGGGUACUUGUCUUCGGCCGUCAACCCGCUGGUCUACACACUUUUCAACAAGACGUACCGCACAGCUUUCAUGCGGUACAUCCGCUGCCAGUAUCAGCCAGAGAAGAAGCCUCUCCAGCUCAUACUGGUGAACACCAUCCCGCCUCUGGCCUUCAACUCCACCCAGCUGCCACUGGGCGACAUGGGGAGGUUACGCAACGGAACGACGCACGGUGAGACGGAAGGACGGGAAUUCUCCCUGCCAGGGAAGGAAACGGAGAAGUGCAAACAGGGCAAAAGCCAAAGAGACAAAGACGAGAGCAGCGUGUGAGGAAUAUCAAAGAAAACCCUUUGAUAGAGGCAACUCUACACACGUAAGACAAAGGCCUAGACUUCAUCUGUUUGGUCUUUUUGAGUGAAGUGUUUGUUUGCUGAAGGUACAGAGACUGUCCCUACCAAUUCAAAGUGUAGAGAGUUGAAAUCUUGUUGUCGUACCAAUCAAAAAGGCACAAGACACUUAUUGCAUUUUUAAAAUGUUCUCAACAGCUUCAGUAAGUGCACAAUACUAACAUUUGAUCAAUCGACAAGACCUGGAGCAACUGAAGUAAAAGUUCAUUUUCCAAAAUGACGAUUGCAAAUUCAAAAUUUCAAUUUUAAAUCUCGCUGAUUUCUAAUUACAAACUUCCACUUAAAGGAAGAAAUUUACUCUUAGCCACUCGGCCACAACGAAAGAUGUCACUUUUACAAAAAAAAAUAAAAAAGUAUUUUUGUGUAAUUUCUCUUCCCUUGGGCACUCACCUGCAGUAAACCCAGCAGCUCGUUCACUCUGCCAGCUGCCUGGCAUCCCACCUUCCAUCAAACUGCACCUCUGGGUGGAUCAGAGGGGAUUAUAUUGGAUUUGCUCCCACUUCGAGGAACGAAGGUGUCAGAGAGGGAAAACCUGGCACACCUUGAGUCAAAACACUCACAAAGAUCAGAUUAAGCUGCCAAAAAAGAAGAAAACUUUCUGCCUCUGUUUUGUUGAAACUCUGUAUGAAUAACGUUAAAAGGUUUAUAUUUUCAAGCGUGAAGAUGAUUGUUGCAUCGUAUUGCUGAUAUGAAGACUGCAAACUGAGAUUAUAUAACAGCAGGAAAUGAAGAGGGUUUAAAUGUUGAUGUAUCCCCUUGUAAAAGUCACAGCUCAUAUUGUGUUCUUACCAAACUAUGGGUGCACAUUUUGAGUUGUUUCAGUCAUGACACAUUGUGUUCAGUGCUCUGAUAGGUGGCUACCACAUGUGAAAACUUUUGUAUGAAAAUCUGUGAAUAUGGAACUGCUGCGAAAGACUGAAUUAAAUGACUCGAUGAUGCAGGAUGUGGAGUCCAGGCCAGAGUUGGACAUUGUACAUCAUCUUCUGGGACUUGAAGCUACGUCAGCGUAGCAGGGCCAUUGUAGAUAGAAAAAAGGAGUACAUUUCCUC
This is a messenger RNA of Poecilia latipinna (sailfin molly), 5513 nucleotides long. RefSeq names its product 5-hydroxytryptamine receptor 2A-like. Gene Ontology annotation, biological process: chemical synaptic transmission; response to xenobiotic stimulus; release of sequestered calcium ion into cytosol. Gene Ontology annotation, cellular component: plasma membrane; dendrite. Gene Ontology annotation, molecular function: neurotransmitter receptor activity; G protein-coupled serotonin receptor activity. NCBI's taxonomy places the organism in Eukaryota, Metazoa, Chordata, Actinopteri, Cyprinodontiformes, Poeciliidae. The record is from RefSeq and is a predicted model, not a curated record. The transcript is spliced from 3 exons. Bases 2897 to 4387 code for a protein of 496 amino acids.